AUGCCUGAAAUGAAGAGAGUCCUUAUUUUUGGUGGAAAGACCGGAUGGAUUGGUCAAAUGAUGGGAGAGCUCGUCAAGAAGGAAGAGGGAAUUGAGCUCUUCAUUGCCGAUAGCCGAAUCCAAAACCGCGAAGCCGUCGCAAAGGAGCUUGACGAGAUAAAGCCAACGCACGUUUUGAAUGCUGCUGGAAUCACUGGACGCCCUAACAUUGAUUGGUGUGAAGACAACAAGCCAGCAACUAUGAGAACCAAUGUCAUCGGUACCUUGAACUUGGCUGAUCUAUGUGACGAACGUGGAAUCCAUUGCACUGUCUACGCCACUGGAUGUAUCUUUGUUUACGACGAAAAGCACCCUGAGGGCUCUGGUAUCGGAUUCACGGAGGAGGAUGCUCCCAACUUUGACGGAUCUUUCUACAGUCAAACUAAAGGAUACAUGGAACCCAUGUUGAAGGAAUACCCAACCUGUCUAAUAUUGAGAGUGCGUAUGCCUGUCUCUGACGACCUUUUCCACCGCAACUUUGUCACCAAGAUUGUCAAGUACGAGAAGGUUGUCAACAUCCCCAACUCCAUGACAAUUUUGACUGAAAUGCUGCCAGCGUCCUUGGCCAUGGCAAAGAAGGGAUUGACCGGUGUCUACAACUUCACCAACCCCGGAGUUAUCUCUCACAACCAAGUAUUGGAUCUCUACACAAAGUACAUUGACCCAUCGUACACUUACACCAACUUCACAAUUGAGGAACAAGCCAAGGUCAUCAAGGCACCGCGCUCCAACAACGAGCUUGACACCACAAAGCUCAUGAGAGAUAUGCCAGAAGGAAUUGUCAUUAAUGAUAUCCACACUGCCUACGAGCUCUGCUUUCAAAGAAUGAAGGAAAAUUUGACCAAGAUGGGAUGGCUUCCCGACAAUAUGCCUGCCGAAUUCAAGAAAAACAAAUAA
Messenger RNA from Cylindrotheca closterium, 936 nucleotides. NCBI's taxonomy places the organism in Eukaryota, Bacillariophyta, Bacillariophyceae, Bacillariales, Bacillariaceae. The record is from the annotation of a GenBank genome assembly.